CGAUUCCUUGAUACCCUUGGGACAACUCUAUACUUGUUCUCCAUCCACAUCCUCCCACUACUACCAUCACCAUGACCAACGACGCCUCCACCACCAACGGCUCUGCUGCCGCUCCCGCGACCACCUUUGCCCUCAAGGCUGGUCUCGCCCAGAUGCUCAAGGGCGGCGUCAUCAUGGACGUCACCAACGCCGAGCAGGCCCGCAUCGCCGAAGAAGCUGGUGCUUGCGCCGUCAUGGCCCUCGAGCGAGUCCCCGCUGAUAUCCGCAAGGACGGCGGCGUUGCUCGCAUGUCCGACCCUGCCAUGAUCAAGGAGAUCCAGGACGCCGUCACCAUCCCCGUCAUGGCCAAGGCCCGUAUCGGCCACUUCGUCGAGUGUCAGAUCCUCGAGGCCCUGGGCGUGGACUACAUCGACGAGUCCGAGGUCCUGACACCCGCUGAUGACGAGAGCCACGUCGAGAAGAGCCCCUUUGGCGUGCCCUUUGUCUGCGGCUGCCGCAACCUGGGCGAGGCCCUGCGCCGUAUUGCUGAGGGCGCUGCCAUGAUCCGAACCAAGGGCGAGGCCGGCACCGGUGACGUUGUCGAGGCUGUCCGCCACAUGAAGACUGUCAACAGGGACAUUGCCCAGGCCAAGGCUGCUCUUGCCGAGGGCGGCAUUGUUCGUCUCCGCGAGCUUGCUCGUAAGCUCGAGGUUGACGUUGAGCUGCUGCGCCAGACUGCCGAGCUGGGCCGUCUCCCCGUCGUCAACUUCGCCGCCGGUGGUGUUGCCACCCCUGCCGAUGCUGCUCUCAUGAUGCAGCUGGGCUGUGACGGUGUCUUCGUCGGCAGCGGCAUCUUCAAGUCUGGCGACCCUGCCAAGCGAGCCAAGGCCAUCGUCCGCGCUGUCACCCACUUCCGUGACCCCAAGGUCCUUGCCGAGUGCAGCACCGGACUCGGUGAGGCCAUGGUCGGCAUCAACUGCGACACCAUGAAGCCCGAGGAGAAGCUUGCCGGCCGCGGCUGGUAAGCAGCAUGUAUAUGAUUUAGCAAGGGAAAAAAAGAGGAGGAAAAGCAAAUAUGGGAUAUGAAAAGAAGAGACAGAGGAGGAAAAGACUGGCACAGGGCCUCAAAAAUGUAUCUUAUUCUACUGUUGGACUUGGCGUUGUGGACUUUUGUCGCUUUGGGUGGCACUUAGCAUGCUGAACAUCAAAAUUCUGAGAAUGCUGUUAGGAUAUGUAACACAGUGAGGAUAUACAGCAUAGCACGAAAUCUUCAUUUACUUUUUUAU
Messenger RNA from Trichoderma virens Gv29-8, 1265 nucleotides. RefSeq lists its product as uncharacterized. Gene Ontology annotation, biological process: pyridoxine biosynthetic process; amino acid metabolic process; pyridoxal 5'-phosphate biosynthetic process. Gene Ontology annotation, molecular function: amine-lyase activity. The record is from RefSeq and is a predicted model, not a curated record. NCBI's taxonomy places the organism in Eukaryota, Fungi, Ascomycota, Sordariomycetes, Hypocreales, Hypocreaceae. The transcript has 2 exons. The coding region runs from base 72 to 1004 and encodes 310 amino acids.